Molecule: messenger RNA, 3410 nt
Organism: Anopheles nili
Lineage: Eukaryota; Metazoa; Arthropoda; Insecta; Diptera; Culicidae
Exons: 8
Coding region: 1-2664 (887 amino acids)
Molecular function (GO): nucleic acid binding
Source: RefSeq, a predicted model, not a curated record
AUGCGUGAUCGUGCAUCGAUGUUGCAAGGACGGAAACUGACUAACCACAUCUUGGGUUUCCCCUUUUUGGCCAGUGUCUUGAUCUUUCCACCGUUCAGCAGCUAUCGCCGGUUCCUGAUCCACAAGGUGUGCGCUGGCAAAUCCUUCAGCCAGCAUGAUGUCGUGACUUUUUCCAUCGGUAUCGGCAACGAGCGGCGUACCGUCGUAUGCUUUCGCCAUCAACUUCUCCAGGACGUCAAAUCAACCACCGGCAAGAGCUUUGAGGAGUCGACCUGCAGCAGCAGCAAAGCCGUCUCGUCCGAGGAAGCCCCCACGAAAGCUCAUUACGUUAGCUGGCGUAGUUCAACGACUGCACCGACGGUGUCCACCAACACCAUCACUACUAGUACCGGCAUCGGUCACGCAACGGCCACAACGAGCUGCUACAUCAGCGGUGGGCCUCUGGUUUGUGGCCGGAAACGUGACGAAAAACGUGUCUCACCGAAUCAGGCCAACAUGGGCACCGAAAGCAUCCUGCCGUGUGCUGCCACAACCGAAGGCAACCAGCAUCACCAACAGCAACACCAGCAAACGUGCUUGUCUGAUGGAUGCGCUGGUGCAUUCGCUGAUACGGCGAAAGUUCCUCCGUUGCCCUAUUCGGACGGAUUCGGACAAAAUCAUCAAUACCAUUUCAACGCGAGCCAGGGUGGUGUUGCUGGGAAGUUCCCCCCUGUCGUCGGUAUCUAUCGUCCACCGGCGGCAAGACGAGCUCUGAAGCUAGCGGAUAACGUUGUCCAACAACUCGCACCACCAGCGGCCUGUGAGCACCCAAACGAUUAUGGUCAUUUAACUUCAUCCGAGUACUCGUCGACACCUGACCAACAUCACGAGCAAGUGAAAUUUUCACUAAACUCUUCCACUUUAGCUGGCACCGAGCCAGAAAAGGCCGCGAUCACUUCCAGCCCACCAGAUUCCAACGAAGGCCAACCGCUCGGAAAGGGCGACUCUCGUAAAGACGGUGCGUCUGAAAAAACCGGUCAAGAAAAGCAGGAACCGGAGCACUCAUCCCAGCCUUCGCUGUCAGAUGCUGCCCGAACUGUAGGAACUAAUGUUAUUUCCGGUAGUAACGCAGGUGUUACUUCUCCCAGCACAAGGACAAACCGACCCCACCGUGAGCGACGACCGGAUCGAGCCGUUUACAUUCCGCGUGCACGCCGCAGCUUAACAACGCCUCCGGUGACGGCCACCGCUACUCAUCCUCCAGCAGCCGCAACAGUAAGCGAGGUUGUGCCGCCGGAUUCCUCUCUGAAGAGCAUUUCACGUGUGGAGUUAAAUCGUACUCGUCUUCCCGAAGUAAACCCUCUGUCCGAACCGGUGGCUGCGUCAACGAGGGCGUGUAUUGAGCCUUGCGACGAGUUGCUAGUGGAUAACUUCAAAACGAAAUUAUUAAUCGAUGAAGUAACAAAUGCUUUACCGUCAGUUCGUGAAUUACAUAACAACACGCCUGGUACAGCAAACUGUGAUAGUGAGAUAAAGCCGUCGGCACAUUCUGAAAGUACUGAAGUUUCAUUGGCAACGCUUACAAAACGAAGCCUCAUCUUAGAAGAACAACAGAGCCAGUGUCUGCCAGACGAUCGUGAUCAGGAGCACAUCGAUAAGGAAGCUUCGUGCAGAUUGACUAUCCUUCCACAAGGAUCCCCUGUUGCGGAAGAUCAUCAUUGUCGUGACUUUGCUUCUGAGACAGUAUCCGCACUACCUUGCGUUGGUCUUACUCGACAGAAUACUUUGGAAAACGAUCAACCACUCGACGCAAUGAAUCGUAACAAUCAACGAAAUCGUAAUGCACGCAACGUGGCAACGCCACCCACGUCUAUAACAACCAACCUGCUGAUAAGUGAUCGUUCUGAUGGCGAAAAAGUUGAUCGCGAUGAGAAGGAGCUACGGCGAGCAUCUCAGGAGAUCAAUCGUAGCAACAGGAGAAUUAUGAAGCAGACGUUCAACUCGGACGUGCUUGAAAUUGACGAGCCGACGCCACCUCAACCCACCGUGAUUAAAUCGCAAAAAGAAAAGCGUGCCGCCGAGGAUGAAGAGGAAGAUUGGGAAUCGAUGUAUGACGAUAAUGGCGAUUGCUUAAACCCCAAAAUGCUCGAAGAGCUCACGACGGCUGUGGGGAAAGUGUCGAUCGAGAUGCCUCAAUCGGAUUAUAAGUCUUACCAAACAAAACAGGCUGUGCUGAAUGAGGAAGAAUUCCCGCACGUACUGGAAGUUUCAAAUUUCCCGGCCGAAUUCAAAACUCAGGAUUUGAUGAUGCUCUUCUCGCAGUAUAAGGAGUCUGGAUUUGACAUAAAAUGGGUUGACGACACGCACGCUUUAGCUGUUUUCAGCAGUUCCAAAAUUGCUGCUGAGGUGCUCGCUACUGGAUUGUCGUUCGUGCGCGUGAAACCGCUAGCAGAGGCAACAACCGAGUCCCGUUCGAAAGCUCGUAAAUGUGCCAGUUCUUUGCAGCCGUAUCGCGCUCGCCCGGAAACGUGCGCAGCUCUGGCACGCCGGUUGGUAACCUCGGCGUUGGGUGUGCGUCUCAAAACAGCUCCCGAGGAAAGAGAAAAUGAAAGGCGUGUGUUGCGUGAAGCCAAAGAACGCAAGCUGCUUGCUGCCAAACAACGUGACGAAGUAUGGGAUAGCUAGUGUUCCGAGGAAUGAUGCAUGUUCGCAUUGCCUCCACCAUAGUGCAUUGGUGACCUUAAGUGAAUUCACGAUUUAGCUGCCUCAGUCGUGAAUGCCAUAUCGGUUAGUUGGUCGAUCAACUUGUUUUCUAUUAGAAUAGGGAGGAUCUCGAUUGUUAAGUACUCUGGUGACAACCCCAAAAAGCCCAAUUAAUGAAAUAGUUGAAAUUGGAAUUACAGUUGCAUGUAGCUGUCGAACUGAAGGGUAUUUGCAAAUGCAUUUUUAUGUUAAUCUCUCUUUUGGUGUGUAUGCCUUUCGCUAUAAAGUAUGCGAAUGUGUCUAAAGUAUUGCGAUGCAACAGCAUUAAGAAUAAAAAUGCUCCGAAGCAGGACCACAAUGCAACAAAACAGUACAAGAAACAGGGCAAGUUCGUGAUUAUUGGAGUUUUCGUUUCAAAUUGGAGCAGCAAUUGUUCUACACAGAAGCAAAAUCAUGCAAUUUAAUAGCUUAUGAGUUAGGGGGAGUCCAGAGCAAUGAUUCGUUCUCCCAAAUAGAUGAAUUAUCGUGAAAUGUUGAAUCAAUUAUUGAUAACUGUAUACAGCAAGGUGCUGUUGAAGUCUAUACAGCAUAUUAGUCGUCCUGCGUGGAUACAUAUUUAAAUCCGUUUACACACGAUGCGUACAGAACCGUGAAGGGCCGAUGCGUAAGAGCUUAGGUUCAUCGCCUCAAUCGUCAUCACGUUUAUAUCUUUUAUUUACAAUGCAAAA